UCAAAGUUUCUUUCUUUUCAGGGUUUCAGGCCACGACUACAAAAAUCCUCACCUUAAGCUUCCGAUUACCUCAGGAUUCAGUACAGAAUUAUCACAGACCUUCUUCCUCAUCCUUAUCCUCUCCACUCUCUCUCUCUCUAUUCAUCGAUUCUUCUCUUCUCCUCUCUCUAUCUCUACGAAUUUGUAAAUCAAACUCUUUCUUCUUGGAACGAGAAUCGUCAUGUGGGACGAAUGGAACCAAGACUACCGAGAAAAGAAAGGAGCGGAAGAACAACAGCAGCAACAACAACAACAACAAGAAUCUUAUCUGAAUUCUGAUUUCUUAUCUGUUAAUUCGAAGCCUAAGAAUUAUUAUAAAUUAUUGGAAUUGGAUUUCGAAGCUAAGGAUGAUGAUAUUCGAUCGAACUUUAUCCGUUUGGCUCUGAAAUGGCAUCCUGAUAAGCAAAAGAAUCAGGAUAAUACUACUACAAUAUUUCAGGAGAUAAACGAAGCUUAUCAAGUUCUGAGCGAUCCUUCGAAAAGGCGAGAAUAUGACCAGGAAAUGCUGCUGCAAAUGUAUGACUAUAAUAUCAUUGAGUAUUUGAACCGCUACAAAGGGUUUAUAUUGACAUGCAAUGGUCUUGGAAUUAAGCACACAUCGUAAUGGUAAAUCUCAAGACAUGCACAAGACGAAGUCUGCCAUUUUUCAAAUUUCUAGAUUUUUUUUUUGCAGAUGGAGAAUUUGUGUAGAAUAUUGGAAGUGGUAGCAAAAUUUGAUUUAUCCUAAUAUGAGUAUGAAUCAGACCAUCUUCUUCAAACUCUUCAACCACUCUGAGGAUUGACAUUGUUGAUAUAGUACAUAUGUCCCCACCCUUCUUACAUUUGAUUUCCGGAACGAUAUGAACUCGAUUUAAAUGGGAAUCUAUCGCGAUCUAUCUAAGAUACUCUUUGAAAUUGUUUGUUUUUGUA
Molecule: messenger RNA, 948 nt
Organism: Impatiens glandulifera
Lineage: Eukaryota; Viridiplantae; Streptophyta; Magnoliopsida; Ericales; Balsaminaceae
Product: protein tumorous imaginal discs, mitochondrial-like
Exons: 5
Coding region: 221-643 (140 amino acids)
Cellular component (GO): nucleus; cytoplasm
Source: RefSeq, a predicted model, not a curated record